Porites evermanni is the source of this 309-nucleotide messenger RNA. The record is from the annotation of a GenBank genome assembly. NCBI's taxonomy places the organism in Eukaryota, Metazoa, Cnidaria, Anthozoa, Scleractinia, Poritidae.
AUGGCAGCAAUUUUCCGAUGUUCACAACUGCUUUCUCGGACAACUGGCUCUUUCCAGACCAGCUUUAGACGAAAUAUUGGAGUGACAGCUGUAGUAAUGGCAAAGGCGGCGAAGAAUGCUGAUCCUAUACAGAAUUUGUUCGUGGAAAAGUUGCAGGAGUACAAGAAGAAGAGCACAUCUGCCGGUGAUAGUUUAGUGGACAUGACAGCUGAGAUGAAAGCUAAAAUGGAAGUGGAAAAGCAGCAAAUACGAAAGAGAUUCGGUGAAGGAAACUUGGAGGAGUUUCCCAAGUUUGACUUUGGCAAGUGA